CCUUCCCAUCCUCACACCAAACCGCAACCAUUCUCUCUUAAUUAUUCAAUUCUAUUCCAACACUACUCGCCGGAGACUCACCGGAAACUCAUUUAAAUGGGGAGCAGAGCAGCCGCCUUUAGCAACAACAACGAUGAACUGAUAGACAACCUUAACGACACAGAACUGAGGUUGGGUUUGCCGGGAAGAGACGACGAAAAACCUCAGGGAGAAUCUUCCCAAGAAUCAAGAAACCAAAAAAAGAGGUCUUUUUCUGACUUUGCCGUCUCAGAAGCAGAGUUAGCUGCGCCUCCCGCUCCCAAGGCGCAAGUCGUGGGGUGGCCGCCGGUUCGCGGCUACCGGAAGAACCUCAUGGCGGAGAAGGAGGUGGCCGCCGGCGGCGGCGGGGUUUACGUGAAAGUGAGCAUGGCCGGAGCUCCGUACCUGAGAAAGAUGGAUCUGAAGGUGUACGGGAGCUACCCGGAUUUGGUGAAGGGUUUGGAGGAGAUGUUCAGAUGCAGUAUUUGCUUGUACGGCGAGAGGGAAGGCGGGUACAUUAACUUCAUUCAGGGCCCCGACGACUACACUCCGACGUACGAGGACAAGGACGGCGACUGGAUGCUCGCCGGCGACGUGCCGUGGGAGAUGUUCGUUAACAACUGCAAGCGGCUCAGAGUCGUUAACCUCAAUGAUCUGAAGCUAUAGGCUUUGUUUGUUUGAUUUACUGUAAUUAAUUAAUUUUCACACCGCAAUUUUCCACUAGUAGUAAUUUGUAUAGAUUGAGUUGUGUCACUUGUGUGUAUUAUUGCCGCAUCGAUGAUGUUGGUAAAUUAAUUAAAGUUGAAAAAAAUGAAUUUUUGCAAGAGAAAUUUACCUAAAUUGGACUAAAACAUAAUGACUUUCCCAAUAUAAGACUAUAUGUUUU
This is a messenger RNA of Cuscuta campestris, 904 nucleotides long. The record is from the annotation of a GenBank genome assembly. NCBI's taxonomy places the organism in Eukaryota, Viridiplantae, Streptophyta, Magnoliopsida, Solanales, Convolvulaceae.